This is a messenger RNA of Exophiala mesophila, 2191 nucleotides long. RefSeq lists its product as uncharacterized. Bases 176 to 2191 code for a protein of 671 amino acids. The record is from RefSeq and is a predicted model, not a curated record. Lineage: Eukaryota; Fungi; Ascomycota; Eurotiomycetes; Chaetothyriales; Herpotrichiellaceae. The transcript has 6 exons.
CUCAACUAUAUACUAUCUCAAUCGCUUGCGCUGUCUCAGCGAAGUGUCAUGUUUGCCACCAGGAUUUUCUAUGCCUAUACCCUUUAAUCAGAACCUAACGCUGGGAUGAUCGACCCGUUUCAACUUCACCCGCCUUCACCUUCACCAUCAGCAUGAAACGAUACCAAUUUGCCAGAUGUCGGUGACCAACGCUACGCAAAUGCAACAGGUGCACGAUGGAGUCGCCGUAGUCGACUGGCAACAGUGGUUGGACCUUGAAGACGGCUCUGUGAAUGGAAAGCAGAGGAGAUUGCGAAUUGCAAGUCCAGAGCCACGUGGCGAUGCCUCUUCAAGGAGAUCGUGGCCGCUUCCAUCACCAACAUCACCGCUAGCCGCUCCCGAAAAUGCAGUCCUAGCCAAUGAGGACCGAGUUCUACCUAUCCAGCGCCCGCGAGCGAAUUCCCUGGCUAUCUCUUCAGCCGACUCUCUGGAAAAAGUACAACUGCCAGAUGUCCGCAAUGUCACAGUCACACCAAGUCCGUUUGCAGACCAAACGACCUACCCUAGGAACGAGCCUCAGAUUGCCACUCUCAUCGGCGAGCGAGUUGUCGAGGAACCAGACCCGGAACUUGGACGACCACGAGCUCCCAGUCGAGGAAGCAUAGAGAGCUUGGAGAGACUGUACAAGUCGAAACGCCACAGCAGCAAAAGGGGCAAGUUUGCCCAAAUAUUCUUCCGAUACUCGAUGUAUCUGUUGUUAGUGUGCUUUAUCUACUUUGUCAUGGUGGGAGUUCCCUUGUGGAGGGGGGUGGUUUGGUAUUUAUGGUUUACUUUGAAAUACAAACGCGUUUUACGGGGAGGCUGUGCCAUCCUUGUCAGUAUUGCAUUUGCUUAUGCCAUAGGUACUUUGCUCGUGAGAUACGAGCCUGACCCGGCACCUAUACCCCCCGAAGAGGCCCAAGCCUAUAUUGAGCGCAACAGCAGUACAGCUCUCAUUGUGCCUUGCUACAAAUCUGCUGAGAUCAUCGGACGUACCCUCGAAGCAGCCCUGCAAAUAUUCCCACCGGAGAACAUCUUUGUGGUUGCCAACGGCAACAGUCCCACACCUCUCGACAACACCGAAGAAGUAUGUCGACCCUACGGCGUCAACCAUAUUUGGGUUCCUGUGGGUUCAAAGAUUGUCGCUCAAUUUGUUGGGGUCUAUGCUGCACACAAGUUCCAACAUGUCCUCAUGAUUGACGACGACUGUGCCCUUCCUGCAGGGUUUCCCAUCGUAGCAGAUCGGAUCCAACCUGGCAAAAAGAAAGGCCUGAUCAAAUGCGUUGGAUAUACCAUCAAAGCUGUUGGUCCCAAUGGCACCAAAGGUACCAUUGUCCAACAACUCCAAGAUAUGGAGUAUAAGCUAUCCGGAAUGGCUAGGAAGUGGCAGGCAACAUGGGGCUCUGCGACUUUCGCCCAUGGCGCCAUCGCGCUCUGGGAGCGGGAUUUCAUUCUCAAAUGUUUUCGACAUCACCCUGGAUUCAAAAUCUCCGAAGACUGGUUUUUCGGUAUGGUCUGUCGAAACAUGGGAGGCCGCAUUGUCAUGUGUUCGGCUGUCUUGGUGGAAACCGAAGUCCCUUCAGGAUUGUUCGUGGGCGCUGGCGCCAGAGGAGGUUUUGGGGAGAUGACGGUUUACAAACAACGGUUCUAUCGCUGGAACUUUUUCUUUGUCUUUCGCAUCUGGCACAAUGUGAAGCACAUUCUCUUCAGCUGGAACCUGGGCAUCUAUUCGAUCGGCGACAAGGUUUACACUUUUCAAGAGCUCCUGGGGACACUCUUCUUCCUUGGUGGUCCUAUUCUCCUACCACUGGCCUUCAUUGUGGAACCAAGGUUCGCUGGUAUUAUGACCGGCGCUGUCAUUGGCAUGUACUUUAUCAUUGUCAACCUGUUUAAUGAGAUUAUAUUACGUCAAAAGAGGGAGAUGGUCUCCCGAAAAGUUGUCAUCUUCUGCUACAUCCCGUACAAAUUUGUACUACGAAUUAUGAACAUUUUCUCAGUAUAUUACGCCGUUUUUACAUACCCACGAUAUUUCGCCGUGCGGCAUUUGUCGAUUGUUGAGGACCAACAAGUGGUCGAGCUUGUGAUACAGUCAAAGGGAAACGAAGCCGGGCAAAACCCCGAAAAACAAGUUGCUCGACCUGAGUGCGCCGCCCUCUCCGAGCGUGUCGUUUAG